Molecule: messenger RNA, 1077 nt
Organism: Penicillium arizonense
Lineage: Eukaryota; Fungi; Ascomycota; Eurotiomycetes; Eurotiales; Aspergillaceae
Exons: 2
Coding region: 1-1077 (358 amino acids)
Molecular function (GO): oxidoreductase activity, acting on the CH-OH group of donors, NAD or NADP as acceptor; NAD binding
Source: RefSeq, a predicted model, not a curated record
AUGACUACAAAGUCUUCAUACCGGAUCGCCUCCAUCCCCGGAGAUGGAAUCGGUCCCGAGGUAGUCAGUGCCGCAAUCCAAGUGGUAGAAAAAUUGGCAAAGACCUUAGGUACAUUCGAUAUCAACUUCGAUCACAUCCCAUGGGGCACAGCACACUACAAGCAAACCGGAAGCUACGUGACCGGCAAUGCCCUCGACACCCUACGCAGCUACGAUGCAUCAUUGUUCGGUGCUGUAGGUGCUCCCGACGUGCCUGACCACAUCUCCUUAUGGGGAUUGCUCUUAGCAAUCCGAGGCCCUCUCCAGCUCUACGCCAACGUACGCCCCGUACGAACCUUCCCAGGAACAAAAUGUCCCCUCACCACCGCCACAGAAGGCAUCGACUGGAUGCUCGUCCGCGAGAACUCCGAAGGCGAGUACGCAGGUCAAGGCGGACGGUCCCACGUCGGCCAGCAAUGGGAAGCAGCAACAGAAGUAGCCCUGUUCACGCGGGUCGGCAUCGAGCGCAUUAUGAGAUUCGCAUUUGAAAUGGCGCAGUCCCGGCCGCGUAAGCUGCUGACUGUUGUUACGAAGAGUAACUCCAUGCGCAACGGGAUGGUUCUUUGGGAUGAAGUUGCUGCUUCUGUUGCUAAGGAUUUCCCGGAUGUGACGUGGGACAAGAUGCUUGUCGAUGCGAUGACUGUGCGGAUGGUUGCGAAGCCGCAGUCUAUUGAUACUAUUGUUGGCACGAAUCUGCAUAUGGAUAUUCUAUCGGAUCUGGCGGCUGCCUUGGCUGGUUCGAUUGGUGUUGCGCCUUCUAGUAAUCUUGACCCCACGCGCAAGAAUCCUUCAUUAUUUGAGCCUGUUCAUGGGAGUGCUUUUGAUAUCACUGGGAAGGGGAUUGCGAAUCCUGUUGCUACUUUCUGGUCUGCGGCGGAGAUGCUCAUCUGGCUGGGUGAGAAGGAUGCCGCGGCUAAAUUGAUGGGCUGCGUUGAACGCGUUUGUGCUGCCGGGAUUCUGACGCCAGAUCUUGGAGGAACCUCUGACACUCAGGGGGUCGUGGAUGCUGUGUGUUUGGAGGUUGAGAAGUUGGCUUGA